Molecule: messenger RNA, 3319 nt
Organism: Nelumbo nucifera (sacred lotus)
Lineage: Eukaryota; Viridiplantae; Streptophyta; Magnoliopsida; Proteales; Nelumbonaceae
Product: putative cyclic nucleotide-gated ion channel 5
Biological process (GO): potassium ion transport; transmembrane transport
Cellular component (GO): membrane
Molecular function (GO): voltage-gated potassium channel activity
Source: RefSeq, a predicted model, not a curated record
AACUGUUCUUCCGCAUCUCAGCUUCUGCUCUCUGGCCCCAUGCUCUGUCUAUGCGACACUAGUCUUUUGUUUUUUGUACGAAGAAAACUUAAAGGAAUCAUCGGGUCGUAGACCCACCGCUCAAUCGUCUAUUGUAGCCAAUAGCACUGUUAUCAUCGACGCAGAAGAAGAACCAACCGUCAAUCCCGCCGGCAAACCGUCCGACUGCCGUAACGGUGGAGGUCGGAUCUAGAACCGUCGAUAAAUAUUGGUUUUGUUGUUAUUUAUUUUCUAUAUUCCAGUUAAGAUACUUCUUCGUCGCCAGUGCGGGUUUCGUGAUGAUAAUGGCUGAUUCCGGUGAUGUUUUCUUCCCCGAAACUUCAUCGAUCAUCCUUUGAGAUCCGACUGGGGAUAUUCCUCUGGUUUUUCUUUCCAGCGUUUUGAAGAGCCACUUAGCAGAAAGGCAUAAUCGGGGUUUUGAAACUAUUGAAUAACCCUUAUUUCCAUCUUCAAGUUAUUCAUGGCUUCGAUUUCAUUUGAACGUUUUCUUUAAAAGAGACUUGAGAAGACAGUUCUAGUUUUGAUGACAAUGACAGGUUCUGGAAAUUGAAAGGCGAGGGGUUUCUACUGGGAAGUUGGGAAAUUCUAGGAAAGAGUACUUUAACUGGUUUUUAAGAAAUUUGGUUGUCGUCAUGCAUAGCUGGAGAAAUUAUCUCAACGUGUAGGUGCAGUUGAACCAUGGAAUAUCUUCGUUGUGUUUGAGAUCGACUAAAAUUCAUCAGUUAAUCAGGAGUCCUGUUAUUGAUGGUAACUGGUGCUUCCAUAAGUCAAUUAGACUGAACUAUUUUAGACAUCUUCCGAUGAAACCUUGUGAUGGUCUAUGAUUUGGUAUUGGUUCCAUUUCCAAGAGGUACAAGAUGUUCGAUUGUGGUUACAAGUCACAACUUAUAUCUGGCCAGAGAGAGAAAUUUUUAAGGUAUAAAAUGCUGGAUGAUCUGGAUUCUAGGUUAUCGUCAUCAUCUGAUGCGGGAGGAUUGAACAGAUGUGGGUUUAACAUUGAGGGGUUGGGUUGUGCUGGUCGUGCAACUGAUACUCCAUCAAAAUCCUUCAAGAUGGGAAUGAGAAAGGGGUCUGAAGGACUUAAAUCACUUGGUCGAUCACUUCGGUUUGGGGUUUCUCGUGCAGUAUUUCCAGAAGAUCUUAAAGUGUCAGAGAAGAAGAUAUUUGACCCUCAAGAUAAAUUCCUCCAGAUAUGGAAUAGGCUCUUUGUCAUAUCAUGUAUUCUUGCAGUAUCAGUGGAUCCUUUAUUUUUUUAUCUCCCAGUUAUCAAUAGUGAUUCAACCUGUUUGAGUAUAGAUCGAAAGUUAGCAAUUACAGUGACAACACUGCGGACAAUUAUUGAUGCCUUCUAUGUUAUUCACAUGGCUCUCCAAUUCCGCACAGCUUACAUUGCACCAUCAUCUCGGGUUUUUGGUCGAGGUGAACUUGUGAUAGAUCCUGCACAAAUAGCUAAGCGAUAUUUGCGAUGGUAUUUUAUUGUUGAUUUUCUUGCUGUGCUACCAAUACCACAGAUUGUAGUUUGGAAGUUUCUUCAAAAAUCAGAUGUUCUGGCUACAAAACAGGCACUGCUUUUUAUCGUGAUGCUUCAAUACAUACCUAGGUUUUACCGAAUCCUACCCUUGACUUCAGAAUUGAAAAGGACUGCUGGUGUAUUUGCUGAAUCUGCUUUUGCUGGUGCUGCAUACUAUUUGCUGUGGUAUAUGCUUGCUAGUCAUAUAGUUGGAGCUUUCUGGUACUUGUUAGCUGUUGAGCGCAAUGAUGCUUGCUGGCAGGAAGCUUGUACUGAAUCAAAUGCCAUAAAAUGUGAUACAAAUUACUUGUAUUGUGGUAAUUGGAAUGGGCCAAGUUACAGUAACUGGCUUACCGUCAGUAAGGCUGUUCUUAGCAAUAAAUGCCCUGCAGAGGGUGAUAAUCCACCUUUUGAUUUUGGAAUCUACCAACAGGCUUUGUCCUCUGGAAUUGUUAAAUCCAAGAAAUUCCUGUCUAAAUACUGUUACUGUUUGUGGUGGGGGCUACAAAACUUGAGCACUCUUGGCCAGGGCCUAGAAACUAGUACGUAUCCUGGAGAGGUUAUCUUUUCCAUUGCACUGGCUAUUCUUGGACUUAUCCUAUUUGCGCUUCUGAUUGGUAACAUGCAGACGUAUCUUCAAUCUCUUACAAUUCGGCUUGAGGAGAUGAGAAUCAAAAGGCGUGAUUCAGAACAGUGGAUGCAUCAUCGAUUGCUGCCACAAGAUCUGCGUGAGCGAGUUAGACGGUAUGAUCAGUACAAAUGGUUAGAAACACGAGGGGUGGAUGAAGAGAAUUUGGUUCAGAGCCUACCAAAGGACCUUAGGAGAGAUAUCAAACGGCAUCUUUGCUUGGCUUUAGUUAGAAGGGUACCCUUGUUUGAGAAAAUGGAUGAGCGAUUGCUAGAUGCCAUUUGUGAGCGGCUGAAACCAAGUUUGUACACUGAGAGAACUUACAUCGUCCGGGAAGGUGAUCCAGUGGAUGAGAUGCUCUUUAUCAUACGCGGUCGCCUGGAGAGUGUGACUACCGAUGGUGGGAGGAGUGGGUUUUUUAACCGUAGUCUACUGAAGGAGGGAGAUUUCUGUGGAGAGGAGCUCUUAACCUGGGCAUUGGAUCCCAAGUCUGGUUCUAACCUCCCAUCCUCUACCCGUACAGUCAAGGCUUUGACAGAGGUGGAGGCUUUUGCCUUGAUAGCAGAAGAGUUGAAAUUUGUUGCUAGUCAGUUUAGACGCCUUCACAGCAGACAAGUUCAGCACACUUUCCGUUUCUACUCACAGCAAUGGAGGACAUGGGCUGCCUGCUUUAUACAAGCAGCAUGGCGUCGUUAUACCAAGAGAAAACUUGCAGAGCUUCGACGUAAAGAUGAAGAGUCAGAUGGGGCGGGUAGUGAGAGUGCUACUGCUGUGGGUUCAACCAGUCUUGGUGCGACAAUUUUUGCAUCCCGUUUUGCAGCUAACGCUAUGCGAGGGGUCCAUAGACUUCGAAAUUCAAAGGGUACCAGAGAAUUAGUGAAGCUGCAGAAGCCUCCGGAACCUGACUUCAGUGCUGAUGACGCAGAUUGAACUGUUGUGAAACGAUGAAGACAGUUGACAAUGUUUCACCUGUCCUUUCAUGGGGCUUAAUAUGUAAACAGUAAACCUGGUCAAGUUUCAAUUAGAUUUGAUUAAUAUGGCCUAGAUGAUAUUGGCAACUUGUAUAUGUGGAGCUUGUGGUUCUGGUCAACCUACAUGCUAUGCUGUAACCAAGAGGGACGGAUGUUCCUAACUUCCUGCAA